This is a messenger RNA of Selaginella moellendorffii, 1437 nucleotides long. RefSeq names its product pentatricopeptide repeat-containing protein At4g02750-like. Gene Ontology annotation, molecular function: RNA binding; protein binding. Bases 1 to 1437 code for a protein of 478 amino acids. Gene Ontology annotation, biological process: RNA modification. Lineage: Eukaryota; Viridiplantae; Streptophyta; Lycopodiopsida; Selaginellales; Selaginellaceae. The record is from RefSeq and is a predicted model, not a curated record. The transcript has 2 exons.
AUGCCUGUCCACGAUCUCAUCUCCUUCAAUGCCAUCGCCGGGGCAUAUUCCCACACAGGGCAUCUCCAAGAUGCGAAGGAGAUGUUUGACACGCUGCCUGAAAGGGAUCUCGUGUCGUGGACAGGGAUGCUAACGGCAUAUACCCGCUCAGGGCAUCUCCAGGAGGCGAAGGGUAUCUUUUGUGACAUGCCACAGCGGGAUAUUGUUUCCUGGACGGCAAUGCUAACAGCAUAUGCGCGGCUUGGGUAUCUUGAGAGUGCUAAAUCUAUGUUUGAUUCCAUUCCACAGCGCGAUUGCGUGUGUUGGUCGGCGAUGAUAUCUGUAUAUGGACAAAAGGGACAAAUCGAUGGUGCUAAGCGCGUGUUUGAGGAUAUGCCAGAAAGAAACAUGGUAUCGUGGUCGUCAAUGCUAGCGGCAUAUGCGCAGAAUGGGCAUCAUAACGAUGCGAAGGUCUUGUUUGAGAGCAUGCCGUACAGGGAUCUGAUGACGUGGACUACAAUGCUGACCGUGUUGACGGAGGAGGACCGCGUUGACGAUGCCCGGGUUUUGUUCGAUGAGAUGCCACAGCGGGACAUCGUGACGUGGACGGCCAUGCUCGCUGCGUAUACCCGGAAUGGGCAUCUUGAAAAUGCGAAGCAUCUUUUUGACCGGAUACCUCAGCUAAAUCAGAUAUGCUGCAAUGCGAUGCUAGAUGCGUAUGCCCAGAACUCGCAGCUCAAGGAAGCCCUGGAGAUGUUUCACAAGAUCCACGAGAGGGAUGUAGCUUGCUGGAGUGUGAUGAUCUAUGCCUAUGCUCACAAUGGGCACUUGGAUCUGGCAAGAAAAGUUCUAGAGACGAUGCCAGAGCGAAACAUAGCAUCUUGGGGAGCUAUGCUCAGUGGAUACUCACUCACAGGUCAUUUCUUGAGGGUCUUUGAAGUCCUGGAUUUGUUCCGGUUGAUUGAGUGCCCUGAUUCUGUAUGUUUUGUUGCCAUCUUUGGAGCUUGUAAUUACAUUGGCAAGAUGGAGGCUGGCCGGCAGUGGUUCCUCUCAAUGAUCAUAGAUUACAAAGUUGAGCCUACAAGACAGCACUACUGCUGUAUGAUUGAUUUGCUAGGACGAGCAGGACACAUUGACAGUGCUAAGGAACUCAUCACACUGAUGCCAUUUGUGCCUGAUGUUCUUGAGUGGACCUGUUUGCUUGGAGCUUGCAGAAGUUCGAGUAAUCUCCAGCAUGCUGAAAAUGCCGCGAAAUCUCUCUUUGUCAUGAGCAAUGAUGGUGCUGGAUAUGCAUAUGUAUUGCUUGGAAACAUCUAUUCAUUACCCAAAAAAACUCUGCAUAUGCAAAGGGGCUUUCAUCAUACAGAUCAAUCAGUUUCUGAGCUAGGGGACUUUCUGGAGAGGUUGAGAAGGCUUGCCACAUACACAGCAAGAGAUUCUUUUGACAGCCAUUUGUGA